Messenger RNA from Conger conger (European conger), 1128 nucleotides. Its product is annotated as gonadotropin-releasing hormone II receptor-like. The coding region runs from base 1 to 1128 and encodes 375 amino acids. Gene Ontology annotation, biological process: G protein-coupled receptor signaling pathway. Gene Ontology annotation, cellular component: membrane. The transcript has 4 exons. Gene Ontology annotation, molecular function: gonadotropin-releasing hormone receptor activity; peptide binding. Lineage: Eukaryota; Metazoa; Chordata; Actinopteri; Anguilliformes; Congridae. The record is from RefSeq and is a predicted model, not a curated record.
AUGACUGGAACAAAUUACAUUAAACGUCCUCCGCAGUACUCCCCCUUUAACACUUCAGCCCAGCGGGCCCCGCCCCCGGGCUGGGCGGCGCCCUCCUUCACGCGGGCGGCGCAGUUCCGCGUGGCCGCCACCCUCGUGCUCUUCGCCUUCGCCGCCGUCAGCAACCUGUCCGUGCUGGCCAGCGUGGCGUGGGGGCGCGGCCGGCGCCUGGCGGCCCACCUGCGGCCGCUCGUGGGCAGCCUGGCGGCCGCCGACCUCAUGAUGACCUUCGUGGUGAUGCCGCUGGACGCCGCCUGGAACGUGACGGUGCAGUGGCGUGCCGGGGACGCCGCCUGCAAGCUCCUCUGCUUCCUCAAGCUGUUCGCCAUGCACUCGGCCUCCCUCAUCCUGGUGGUGAUCAGCCUGGACCGCCACAGGGCCAUCCUGCACCCCUUCGACGCUCUCGACGCCGGCCGCAGGAACAGACGCAUGCUGGCGCUGGCCUGGGCCCUCAGCCUGGGCAUGGCCACUCCGCAGCUGUUCAUUUUCCGGGCGAUCAAGGCGGAGGGCGUGGACUUCACGCAGUGCGUGACCCACGGAAGCUUCCGGCACCGCUGGCAGGAGACGGCGUACAACAUGUUCCACUUCGUCACGCUGUACGUGGUGCCCCUGCUGGUCAUGAGCUGCUGCUACACCCGCAUCCUCCUGGAGAUCAGCCGCCAGAUGCGCAAGAGCAGAGACGGCGAGGCGUGUCUGAGGCGCAGUGGGACGGACGUGAUCCCGAAGGCGCGCAUGAAGACAGUGAAGAUGACGAUGGUGAUCGUGCUGUCGUUCGUGGUGUGCUGGACGCCGUACUACCUGCUGGGCGUCUGGUACUGGUUCCAGCCGCGGAUGCUGCAGCUGACGCCCGAGUACGUGCACCACGUCCUCUUCGUGUUCGGGAACCUGCACACCUGCUGCGACCCGGUGAUCUACGGGCUCUACACGCCCUCCUUCAGGGCCGACCUGGCGGCCUGCUGCUGCCGGCGCCGCCCGGACUCCUCGCCCAAAUCGCUGGAGCGCCUGUCCCCCGCGCGCCGCGGGCCCCCCAGCGCAGAGCCAGAGUCCGACGCCCCCAGCGCGGAGCAGCCCGCCGGGGCCCGAGGGUAG